Molecule: messenger RNA, 1854 nt
Organism: Talaromyces proteolyticus
Lineage: Eukaryota; Fungi; Ascomycota; Eurotiomycetes; Eurotiales; Trichocomaceae
Product: putative acid sphingomyelinase
Exons: 3
Coding region: 1-1854 (617 amino acids)
Biological process (GO): sphingomyelin catabolic process
Molecular function (GO): sphingomyelin phosphodiesterase activity
Source: RefSeq, a predicted model, not a curated record
AUGAGAACUUCCGUGGCGCUCCCAGCCCUAAUCGCGGCUGGCGCUAUUGCAGGCCAGCCCCCCGAAUCGUCCCUAGCUACCCGCGAUUUGGCUUCGGAGAUUUGGGACGAAAUCAAAAACGCCGCUACCUGCGCUGGCUGUCAGGUCAUUUUGGCAGCAUUGAAAGGUGUUGCCGACCUCGGGACGACACUCUUGGUCGAUACGCUGACGGAAGUCUGUAAAAUCAGCGGGGCAGAAGACGAUGAUGUCUGCGAAGGAAUUAUCUCUCGCGAGGGCCCAGUGCUCCAGUACAUCUUGACCCAGCUAUCUCUAGGCUCAGAAACAUCCGAUGUGCUCUGCACCAGCGCAUUCGGUCUCUGCUCAUACCCGCCAGUACGCAACUAUACUCUCACAUUUCCAUCCCCGAAACCCGAUAAUCUUUCGCGCCCGUCAUCUAGCGGCAAGUCCCCAAUCCAAGUGGUGCACUUUAGCGAUACCCAUGUCGAUCUGUCCUACGAGACUGGGUCGAACUGGAACUGUACGAAGCCAAUUUGCUGCCGUUCAUAUGAAUCUUCAGAUGCACCAGGGAACACGACUACCCCAUGUGGGCCGUAUGGAAAUACGAAAUGCGAUGCGCCACUUAGCCUAGAGCAGAGUAUGUUCGAUUCUAUCAAGGCAAUGGAACCAGCUCCAGCGUUUUCCAUCUACACUGGAGAUGUCGUAGCACACGACAUCUGGCUGGUUGACGAAGAUGAGGUCUUGACUAAUUUGAAUGCCACAUACAGCUUGAUGACAGAAGUUGGAAAGGUGUUUGCGGCUAUCGGAAACCAUGACUCUGCUCCAGUCAAUGACCUGCCUACGACACAAGUCCCCAGUGACUACAAUUCCAACUGGACAUACCAAGCGCUGGCCCAGAAUUUCACUACUCUAACCGGUGACUCGUCUGUAUUGUCUGUAGCCGAUCAAUACGGAUCGUAUUCAUCUGUCUUCACUGGCAGUUAUGGCACCGAUCUCAAAGUCAUCUCGUAUAACAGCAUCUUUUAUUACGUCGACAACUUUUAUGCUUUUCUUGACCCAAUGCCCUACGACCCAGAUGGACAGCUAGCCUGGCUCAUUGAUGAGCUCCAAGCAUCUGAAACGGCAGGGCAGCGUGUCUGGCUGAUUGCGCACGUUCCGACCGGCACAUCUGAUCACUUCCAUGAUUAUUCGCACUAUUUCGAUCAAAUUGUACAACGUUAUGACGCCACAAUUGCUGCUCUAUUUUUUGGUCAUACUCACACCGAUCAAUUUCAACUUUCGUACUCAGAUUAUACCAAUCAGAAUGCCGAAACUGCCUCCGAAGUUGGAUACAUUAUGCCAUCUCUUACGCCAACAUCAGGCCCGCCCGCAUAUCGUGUAUACGAUAUUGACCCAGUAACUUUCGGCGUUCUCGAUUUCACCGUGUAUAUUGCUAAUAUCAGUGACCCCACAUAUCAAAAUAGCCCGACGUGGGCUAAAUAUUACUCUGCUAAGGAGACUUAUGGCUCUUUACUAUCUCCACCGGUCACUGACCCUGCCGCAGAAUUGACGCCUGCAUUCUGGCACAACGUCACAGCCAUUUUUGAAACAGAUGACGACGCUUUCCAAGGCUACUAUGCUCGCCAAACUAGAGGAUACGAUGUUUCAAAUUGCACUGAUGCCACUUGCAAAAAUCAAACAAUCUGCGGUAUUCGUGCUGCAGAUGCUCAAUACAACUGUGUUGUUCCCAAGAUCGGCUUUAACUUUGCCAAACGGGAUGGAACCGACCAGGCUCAUGUAAAGCCGCAGAAGGAAAAGUGUGAUGACGCUGGGCUAGUUUCGUUACUCGGCAAAAUGAUUGCAAAUGGUAAGAAUUAA